Molecule: messenger RNA, 525 nt
Organism: Musca vetustissima
Lineage: Eukaryota; Metazoa; Arthropoda; Insecta; Diptera; Muscidae
Product: F-box/LRR-repeat protein 6-like
Exons: 4
Cellular component (GO): SCF ubiquitin ligase complex
Molecular function (GO): protein binding
Source: RefSeq, a predicted model, not a curated record
AUGAUGAAUUCCAAGCGACAAUCGGCCACAGGAACGGGCGGCUCUAAUGCAGGGCAAGCUGGCAAUGAUGGUGAUGAACACAAACGUCCCAUUGUGGAGCAAAGUAUAUGGGGUAGAGAUUUACCCGAACCAGUGCUUUUUAAGAUUUUCCAAAAUGUCGUCGAAAAGGAAGGUUGCCUACCGACCUUAUUUCGUUUGGGUCGUGUCUGUUCCCUGUGGCGCCGUGUCUCUUUAUCACCCACCUUGUGGCGUUCGCUAGAUCUCACCACAUGGAUUAAAGAGAAAUAUCGCACGGAGCUGAAAUUAAAAUGGUUUGUCGAUAAUCGCUGUACAUGUUGCACAGAAUUGAAUGUUUCAAACUUCAAAAUCACAGACAUUAAUUGUUUUCUAAUGAAAUUAGCUGAUGGUGCACCGAAUUUAACAAGUAUAACCCUAUCGGGUUGGAAAGGUUUCUCAUGUGAUCAUUUGGCAUAUUUAGUUGAAAAUAUGAAAAAACUCGAACGUCUAGACUUAAGUUCUGUGAAU